Molecule: messenger RNA, 1086 nt
Organism: Penicillium alfredii
Lineage: Eukaryota; Fungi; Ascomycota; Eurotiomycetes; Eurotiales; Aspergillaceae
Product: dual specificity protein phosphatase family protein
Exons: 1
Coding region: 1-1086 (361 amino acids)
Biological process (GO): regulation of ERK1 and ERK2 cascade; negative regulation of protein binding; protein dephosphorylation
Cellular component (GO): nucleoplasm; cytoplasm
Molecular function (GO): F-box domain binding; protein tyrosine/serine/threonine phosphatase activity
Source: RefSeq, a predicted model, not a curated record
AUGUCCUUUCUCUCUCCCACGGCCGAGGUGCCCAUGUCCCAGGAUGAGCAAGCUCCCUAUGUGCGCACCCAGGAAUACAUGCCUGCGCCGAGGUACCCGCUCCAACCCUACCCGGGCUUUCCACCGGAAUACUUCAACCUUGACGAUGAAGCCAAUGCCAACGACACCGUGAUCGUGGACAACAAGAUUUUCAGCGCGGCCAGCCACGACUUCGCCGAGGGUGACUUCAUCUGCCCAGGCUUUUUCGACCGCGCCCACGCCCAGCUGGGCGGGUUUACACGUCGCUUCAAUUGUCUACAAUGGAGCUACGAAAUGCGCCGAGAAGCGCAGCCCGUUCUUCCCUUCCUCUCGUUGGGUCCGUCGUCCUGUCUGCGCGACCGGGCCUAUCUCCGUCGUCAAGGCUUUACCCUACUUCUCGCCAUCCGCAGCCGCCAGUAUGCACAGGCAAGUCUGGUCUCGGGCGACAAGGCCGCCGCAGACAUCGGCGCCCUGGCCGAUGCCGUCGACGUGGUCGACAACCAGGAACUCAUAUCGGCAUUCCCGCGCGCCGUGCGCCGCAUCAAUGACCACCUAGCCGGCACAGACAUGGACAUGAACAUGGACAGCCAGGCGUCAUUUGCAGGAGUCAACAAUAAUACCAACAAUCAUAUCUCGUCCGCCCCAAAGAAGAAGGUCCUCGUCUUCUGCGAAUCCGGCAACGAGCGCUCCGCUGGCGUCGUCAUCGCUUACCUGAUGGUCAUGCUCAACCUGGAUUCCGCACACGCCACCGCCAUGGUCCAGCAGCGCCGUUUCUGUGUGUCGAUCGAGGACCCCAUGAAACAAAUCCUCGUUUCUUUCGAGCUCAUCCUCGCUGCCAAGCGCGAUGUCGAACGUGCCAAACGCGUUGCUGCCGUCACCCCUGCUCCGUCACCCGCGACUCUGGCGCCCCCGUCUUCGUUGCCUGUGCCGCUGACGAGGAAGCGGAGUUUCUCAGAGCGCCGGAAGAGUGAUUUCGGGAUUGCGGAGGGCGAGAUGGAUGUUGACAGUGAUGAGGAUGGGCUUGCUGAGCGCAAACCUGUGGCUCCCUUCCAGGAUCGCGUGGUCUAA